Panicum virgatum (switchgrass) is the source of this 1432-nucleotide messenger RNA. RefSeq names its product fructose-1,6-bisphosphatase, cytosolic-like. Lineage: Eukaryota; Viridiplantae; Streptophyta; Magnoliopsida; Poales; Poaceae. Gene Ontology annotation, molecular function: fructose 1,6-bisphosphate 1-phosphatase activity. Gene Ontology annotation, cellular component: cytosol; cytoplasm. The transcript is spliced from 7 exons. The record is from RefSeq and is a predicted model, not a curated record. The coding region runs from base 359 to 742 and encodes 127 amino acids. Gene Ontology annotation, biological process: fructose 1,6-bisphosphate metabolic process; fructose metabolic process; gluconeogenesis.
GCAUCUGCUUUGAUCCACCCGACGGCUCCUCCAACAUUGACUGUGGCGUCUCAAUCGGAACGGUAUGAAUACGACUCAGUCCUUUCACGGAACGUAGAAAUUUUGUUUCAGAAUCUGAGGAUAGUGAUGCCAAAAGCCAGAGUUUAGCAAAUGGGCAGUUCCUUUUCUCAUAUUAUCGCCACCUGGUUUCCUAGAUUUACCGGUGUUAUCUCUGGAAUAACUGGAAAUUUCAGCACUAACCGUACAGAAGUACAUGCUGCAUCCAAUUUAAUUUUUCCUCAUCAGUUACUUAUCAUAAUACUUGUAACAAACUGCGCACAGUCAAGAUUUUGAGGUUGUGUUGCAGCCUGGCACAAACAUGCUUGCUGCGGGAUACUACAUGUGUGGCAGUUCCUGCACGCUUGUUCUGAGCACUGGGAGUGGUGUCAAUGGCUUCACACUUGACCCAUCACUUGGCGAGUUCAUACUGACUCAUCUAGACAUCAAGAUACUUAAGAUGGGAAAGAUUUAUUCAGUCAAUGAAGGGAAUGCCAAAAAUUGGGAUGCAGCUAUUGCGAAGUUUGUGGAGAAGGGUAAAUACCUCAAAGAUGGUUCGCCACCUAAAUCUUUGAGAUACAUUGGAAGUACGGUUGCUGAUGUUCACUGUACCUUGCUCUAUGGGGGUGUAUUUUUGUCUCCUUUUGAUUCUGCAUUUUUUUCCACUUUUGUAGUUUAUGCAAUGGCUAGAUGGCAGAAGCGUUAACAAGGUACUAUGUCAUCAUCUACCAUGUUUCACCUCUCUACUCCAGGACGACAGGAAUAACAACUCAAUUCCUCUUGUUUGAGUAGCAGCGGCGCAGGAGUUGUUUUGUCACUGCAACAGCAACAAUGUCUGUCGUCAUUAGCUUAGGUAGAUAAGCAGAUAAGCACUCCAGCAAGGAUUCAGUCAGGUAGGUAUAUGGAUUUUCAUUUUCAUGCUGUAGUGAUGCUACUGCUAGUUCCAUUAUUUACUUACUUUCUAGUUCCAUUAUUUAAUCAUUUACUUGCUUGCUAGUUCCAUUAUUUAAUCAUUUACUUGCUGACUUUGGCCGGUCAAUUGAGUAAAAAUGAAUUUUCAAUGUAUGAAGUAAAAUGCUACUUCUAUGUGGAUGAGAAGAGCAGAACGAUAUAUGGAUGAGGAGAGCAGAACGAUGAGACGAGAAGAACUACUUUAUGUGGAUGCUUUGUCUAUGAAGUAAAAUGCUACCUUUUAAAGGGAUUUCACCUUGGCUUGCCCUGUUUUGGUGAAGAAACAAUGUUGUUUUGAAUCAUGUUCAUUUUCUUGUACAUUUAUUCUAAUUUGCUUAUACGUUAUUAUAAUAUGCUUUCAGAUUUUAACAAAAAUGCUUCUCAUUGUAAAGAGAUCGAAAUAUAUUGAAGUGAGAUUUUAUUUUAAAGUUUUUGUUGAGGCCAA